Molecule: messenger RNA, 420 nt
Organism: Peronospora farinosa
Lineage: Eukaryota; Oomycota; Peronosporomycetes; Peronosporales; Peronosporaceae
Source: the annotation of a GenBank genome assembly
AUGUCGAACGAUACUCUCACGUGGCUAUUGACCAAGAACACCUCGUGCUUCGUUGUGAAGCGCAAUGGCAACGAGUUUGCACGCGAAAAGUUCAAUUUGCUAAACCGCAACUGCCGCAAAUACUCAGGUCUGGCUUGCACCAAGGCUGUGGACAUCUCGGCAUCGGACAAGAAGUUGGUGCUUACCACGAAGAUCGGGAAGGCUGCUAAGAAGCCUAUUAAGGCUGAGAACGUCGUGCCCCUUCGCAAGGGCGCUCGCGGUGGUGCCAACACCAUUCGUGCCAAUAUUUCUCGCAACUACUACCGUCGUGAUUUGAAGAAGGCCGCUCUAGCCAAGUGGUCGCGUCUGUCCACGGUUGCUAAGGUCGAGAAGGGUGUUCUUCAGAAGAAGGCUAUCCGUAGUCGUCGCAUCAAGGCGUAA